Molecule: messenger RNA, 3189 nt
Organism: Eremothecium sinecaudum
Lineage: Eukaryota; Fungi; Ascomycota; Saccharomycetes; Saccharomycetales; Saccharomycetaceae
Gene: HRQ1
Product: ATP-dependent 3'-5' DNA helicase
Exons: 1
Coding region: 1-3189 (1062 amino acids)
Molecular function (GO): ATP binding; nucleic acid binding
Source: RefSeq, a predicted model, not a curated record
AUGGAAACAGCAGCUAAGAGGAUCAGAGAGGAUGGAUUUAAGGAGCUUAAAAAGAUCUUCUUUAAACUGAAUACCUUUUAUACUUUUCUAAUUUCAAGAAAGCAUGUUUUGACGAGUUUUGAGACUUUAAAACCUCCCAUUGAGCAGGCAAUUCAUAGGGAGCUACAGGUGGAAGAUUUAAACAGGAUAGCAGUUUUGAUGAGCAAUAAUGCUGUUUAUAAGUAUAUUGAUAUGCAUCAAAUACAUACUGAGACUAAGGUGUUUGACUUUAAUAACGGUGGUUUUAAGCAGAAAGAGAGUGACAUAUUUGACAUGAAAAAUGGACCUGAUGAUGAGUACGAGGAUAGCCAGGUUCUUGUUUUUGAGUUUACAGAUGGAACUAUGGGGAACUCAUCUAGAAAGAAUAAGACUAGUAAUAUGGCUGUCCCUGAGUACACUGUUGAUCAGAUGAAAACUAUGAUAAUGAAGAGGAAGCAGGUGUUUGAUGAAAGAUUAAAGAAUUUUAUUGACAGAGCCCAAAAAGAGGGAAAAGAUGCAUGGGAAGAGCUGUGUAGUUUAGCUAAUGCUACUCUACCUCUUAAGAAAGAAUAUAUGGACCCUGUGGAUGCGAUGGUAAAGGCUAAAGAAAAGAAAUCUGAGGUUUUACUUGAUGAGGAGACGAAUACCACAAGGCCUACAAUAGAUGCUCUUAUUGAGCAAUUGAAAAGGUCUAAGAUAUAUAAUGAUCAGAUUGCGGCUUCUUACAAGCUUCCGAAAAGAGUUGCGAAGUUUGGACGCCUUAACUUUGAAGUGAAAACAGAGGUGCUGGACGCGUUUGGACACAACGAGUUAUAUUCUCAUCAAGCAGAUGCAAUAAAUGCGAUUGACGCAGGAGAAAAUGUUAUAAUCACAACCUCAACUUCGUCGGGUAAAUCUUUGAUCUACCAACUGGCGGCCAUUGACUUGCUUUCCAAGGAUCCCGAAUCAACAUUUAUGUAUAUAUUUCCGACGAAAGCAUUGGCCCAAGAUCAAAAACGGGCAUUUCAACAGAUAUUAUCAAGAAUUCCAAGUCUAUCCUCUGUUAUGGUAGACACAUACGAUGGAGAUACUAUAGCAGAGGACAGAGUUAAUAUUAGAAAAAAUGCGAGGGUGAUUUUCACGAACCCUGACAUGAUUCACGCUAGCAUCCUACCAAAUCACCCUAACUGGAGACAUUUUCUAUUACAUUUGAGAAUAGUGGUGGUCGAUGAACUUCAUAUUUAUAAGGGGUUAUUUGGGUCUCAUGUUGCGAUGGUAAUGCGAAGAUUGUUGAGAAUUACCAUGGACUUUUAUGAGAAUUCUAAGUUACAGUUUGUCUCUUGUUCAGCUACUUUGAAGAGACCAAUUGAUCACAUGAAAAAUAUAUUUGGGAUUUCUCAGGUAACCCUGAUAUCGGAAGAUGGCUCUCCUACUGGAAGCAAGCAUCUGCUAGUUUGGAAUCCCCCAAAGCUUACUCAACAUAUGCGGAAACGUGAAAAUUUUAUUCACGAAAGCGCAAAGAUAUUGGUGCAGUUAAUCUUAAAUAACGUUAGGACAAUUGCUUUCUGCUUUGUUCGUCGAGUUUGUGAACUGCUAAUGAAAGACGUGAGGGUCCUGCUCCAGGAGAUGGGUAGGCCAGAUUUGGUAAAUGAAAUUAUGUCCUACCGAGGAGGAUACUCAGCCUCUGAUAGACGUAAGAUCGAGCAGGAGAUGUUUCACGGAGGAUUAAGAGCAGUGAUAUCAACAAAUGCAUUGGAAUUAGGAAUUGAUAUCGGAGGUUUAGACGCAGUUUUGAUGUGCGGCUUCCCUAUGUCGUUAGCUAAUUUCCACCAACAAAGUGGUAGAGCUGGUAGAAGAAAUGAGGAUUCAUUGACAGUUGUUGUUGCCGGUGAUUCACCUGUAGACCAACACUUUGUUUCCCACUCAGAGAUGUUGGUCGAUAUUAAUAAUCAGGAUGCCUUCCAAGAGUUGGUGCUUGAUUUUGAAAACAAGCUUAUUUUGGAAGGUCAUAUUCAUUGUGCUGCCUUCGAGCUACCAAUAAAAAUUGACAGAGAUUGUAAAUAUUUCAAUCCAAAGUAUCUUGAAGAUCUAUGUACUCGUAGAUUACAGCAUGAUGAAAAUGGCUAUCAUGCAAAUGACAAAUAUUUGCCAUGGCCUGCUAAGAUGGUAUCUUUAAGAGGCGAGGAAGAGGAUCAGUUUGCUGUUGUAGACAUCUCGAAUGGCAGAAACAUAAUAAUAGAAGAAAUUGAGGCUUCCAGGAUAACAUUUACUCUUUAUGAUGGUGGCAUUUACGUCCACCAGGGUUAUCCGUAUCUAGUGAAAGAAGUGAAUACGGAUGAAAAGUAUGCCAAGGUUCAAAGAGUUGAUGUAGACUGGUCAACCAGUCAGAGAGACUAUACUGAAGUGGAUCCUGAUGAAAUAGAAAUGAUAAGAUCGCUCGAUACCAGUGAUGUUCCAGUAUAUUUCGGCAAGAUCAAAACAACUAUGGUUGUUUUUGGCUUCUUCAAGAUUGAUAAAUACAACAAAAUUUUAGAUGCAGUGGAGACUCAUAAUCCUCCUGUCAUUAUAAACUCAAAGGGGUUAUGGAUAAAUAUACCAGCGAAGGCUUUGGAUUUAAUUAAAGAACGACAAUUGAACAUAGCGGGUGGUAUUCAUGCAGCGCAACAUGCUGUGAUUGGUUUACUGCCUCGAUUUAUUGUCGCAGGCGUUGAUGAAAUUACUACUGAAUGUCAGGCACCAGAAAAGGAGUUUGCCUCGAGACAAACAACGAGAAUACGACCAGCUAGGCUGAUAUUCUACGACUCAAAAGGUGGGACCCAAGGUUCUGGAUUAUCUUCUAAGGUAUUUGAGAAUAUAAAUAUUAUACUGGAGGGCGCACUACAGCGGGUUGAAGAGUGUCCAUGUGAAGAUGGAUGUCCUGACUGUGUUGCAGCUGCUUUUUGUAAAGAGCGUUCUAUGGUGCUGUCAAAGCCAGCGUCCAUUAUCAUCCUCCACACCAUUCUUGGUCAUGACGAAUCGGAAUACAUUGAUAGAGUAAAAUUUGGACCGGAACCUAAUAUGCCAGAGAUUAAAGUGGCAACAAUAGAACCGGUAAAGUCCCAGGUUAAGUUUGCUAAAGGGUUCCAAAUAAUUGACUCUAGGCAAGUAAAAGACGGAGAGGAAUAUCCAGUCACUUUUAAAACAGAAGAGUGA